AUGCACAAGCUCAUUACCAUUUCAAGAAGAACCAAGUUAGUACAACAUAUUACAUGUAUAAGGCUCUACACUAUGACCGAAGUACCGAAAAGUCCAACCUCAUCCAAAGUCGUCACAACCUCACCGCCGCAUCUGCCGUCACUACAUCCUCAACAAUCUGCCCCUACAUCCCCAUUUUCACCACUACAACCUGAACUGAAGGAUGAAUCUGAUCGAAAAGAGAUCACACAGCAUCAACAACCACUACAACAGGAACCACAAACCAAACAGCGCAAGCCUCAAACGGCCGAAGAAUUUGCUCACCAACUUGAUCUUUGGAGAGCAUCUGGACCCCAGAUCAACACCGAAACCUGGCUUUACGAAGAUGUAGAAAAGCUCAAUCCUAUAGAAAGCAAAGUCGAUAGUGCUAAACUUCUUCAUGCCUGUGAAAAGGCAUACUACUUACGUGAUUGGAACCAAUGCUUGUUAUUGUGCAAUGUAGGAGCCAAGCUAUUUGCUGUUGAUUUGGAUGAAGUUGGAGAUGCGAUGAAACAGGAUUUGCAACUGACUAGCAGGCGAAAACGAUUGGGUAAAAAACAUGAGAGAAGUGUCGUUGAUUUGUUUGAUAUAAAGCAAAGAUGUUUGAGUCGAAUGAAGGAGCUUGAAGCUGAGCUGACUAUACACUCAUAA
Molecule: messenger RNA, 669 nt
Organism: Lodderomyces orthopsilosis Co 90-125
Lineage: Eukaryota; Fungi; Ascomycota; Pichiomycetes; Serinales; Debaryomycetaceae
Exons: 1
Coding region: 1-669 (222 amino acids)
Source: RefSeq, a predicted model, not a curated record